GGCGUGGACUGCAAGCAGGAACAAUACCAUGAGGAGUAACUCUUCAAAGUAUUCACGCUCCUUUGGCCUGCUGUCGGACCAGCACAUUUCCGAGCACAUAGACCGGAGGAUGUAUAUGAUUGGAGAUGAGGUGGACUACCAACCCUACGAGUACAGAUAUGAGGGGAGAGGCAGCAAGUGCCAGUCGCUGGAUGAGCUAUCGCUAAGUAACCUGGGGGAUGACUUGAAGUUCCUAGGGGACCUGGGGUCAAAGUUCAACACCCUGGGGGGCAUCUGUCGCCAGGACAUGUAGGAAAGGAA
Messenger RNA from Oncorhynchus masou masou (cherry salmon), 300 nucleotides. RefSeq names its product desmoglein-2.1-like. The record is from RefSeq and is a predicted model, not a curated record. The coding region runs from base 29 to 292 and encodes 87 amino acids. The transcript is spliced from 3 exons. Lineage: Eukaryota; Metazoa; Chordata; Actinopteri; Salmoniformes; Salmonidae.